Molecule: messenger RNA, 727 nt
Organism: Helicoverpa zea (corn earworm)
Lineage: Eukaryota; Metazoa; Arthropoda; Insecta; Lepidoptera; Noctuidae
Exons: 4
Coding region: 158-727 (189 amino acids)
Source: RefSeq, a predicted model, not a curated record
CAUCGCAACCCAAGAGAGAGGAAAUAAUUACAUAUAUAAUUCUGUUCGUAUAUGCCACAGACAUUUUGAAGAAUAUUAUAAAUCACCGAGUAAACUUUUGACCAGAAAUGCAAUACCUACAUUGAAUUUGGACUUGUCACAAACUGUACAAGUAACUAUGCCAUUGGCUGAGCAAUUUGUUUUUGGAGAGGCAUCAGCAUCAACUCCAUUUAGAGACUUGACACAAAAUCCACAAAUAAAUGUGCCAUUGACACAAAGUCCACAAAUGACUAUGCCAUUGGCUGAGCAAUAUCUUGUUGGAGAUGAACCAGCAUCAGCAUCAAUUUCAUCAAGAGCCACUGAAAAAUGCUUUAAGAAGCGAGAAUCGAAUGCAAUCAAAAAGCUCACGCGAAAACUACAUGAAAUGCGCCAAAAGUGCAAAAUGCAAUCAAAAAAAAUUCGCCUUGCGAAAAAAUUGACUUUGUCAAAAUCAUUUCUUGCAACCAUAGAGAAAUUACCUGAUGCAGCACAAAUUUUUAUCAAGUUGCAGUUAAAAGGCACUAAGAAACCGAGAGGAAGACGAUACACCAGAAAUGAAAAAAUAAUGGCCUUGUCCAUCUACAAGCAAAGUCCUAAAGCGUAUAACCUUUUGAAAAAAAUGUUUAUAUUACCUUCAAAACGUUGUUUGCAAAAAAUUCAAUAUAUUCAUAAUGAGUUUAUUCCAAAUGAAACCUGGCAUCAAUGCUGA